CAGCAGUGCACCAACCUAGCUGGAGAUUAUUAAAGUAGGCUACAGCGGGUUCAACUAUGGACAAGCAUUCUCUGCACCAAACCAACCGAACAGAAGCUGCGUCCUGGUACCUGGCCGGGCUCCUCAGCAUGCUCCUCUGCCUGGGGUCAGUCCUGUCCCUCCAUGUCCCCCCGGGGACCAGCGGUCUCCAGUCGGCCUUCUCUGCCACCAGGAGCAACAGUGUGGUCGGGGGCAGCCAGAAGGCGGUGACCUUCAACAAGCUUCUGGUCAACACGGGGGGCGACUUCAACCCCGACACAGGCCACUUCCGCUGCAGGGUGCCCGGCGCCUACUACUUCUCCUACUCGGUAGGAAAGUUCCCCAAGAAGAUGCUGUCUGUCAUACUGGUGAAGAACGGGGAGGAGGUGCAGGCCAUAGCGUACGAUGACUACCGCAAGAAAGGAAGAAAGGUCCAGAGCCAGAGCCUGAUGAUCACACUGAAGGCCAUGGACACUGUGUGGCUGCUGCUGCAGCAGGGCGCGCAGUAUGCGCUCUACAGCAACGUGGGGCCGUACAUCACCUUCUCCGGCUACCUGGUCUACCCCGACGUGACGGCGGCCAGCCACUACAACAACCACAACCAGCUGGGCCAGCCGUGGCCGUCCCACCCAGAGUGCCCCCCUCAGGGAGCCGACCCGGGGUCCAGCCUGCACCAUGGCCAGGCCCCAGAGCCGGAGCCGAGGUCCGCCUUCUCUGUGGCCCGGACCUCCACCUCCCUGGGCCAGAGCUCCAGCGGCGGAGAAGAGGAGGAGAAGAAGCCCCUGAGCUUUGACGUGGAGUACGUGAACAUCGGGCGCCACUUCAACAAGACGUCAGGGGUCUUCACCUGCGGCUACCCGGGGGCGUACUAUUUUGCGUUCACUGUAGGGAAGCACCCCCGCAGGGCUGUGUCGGUCAAGCUGAUGACGGGCCGGGGCGAGGUGCAGGCCAUGGUGUUCGACGAGGACACGUCCAAGCGCAGGGAGAUGCAGAGCCAGAGCCUGUUGCUGGCCCUGCGCCAGGGGGACAGUGUGUGGCUGUACAGCCAGCAGGACGAUCGCUACGCCGUCUACAGUAACCAGGGGCGGUACACCACCUUCUCUGGCUUCCUGGUGUACCCCGACACCCCGGUGGGGGUCCCAGACCGGGCCCACACCCUCGCUUCUGACAAGGGAACUGGACGGGAGAACUGAGUCUAUUGUAGAAUGGAGGAUUGUCUGCAAAAUAGAUACAAUUAAAAGAUAUGCCACAUGUACUUACACUUACUAUUAAAACUGGAGAUAUACUGUAAAUGUUUUUACUUCUAUGCUGUCUCACCAACCACAAGGUGGCGCUGUAGGGCAAAUUGUUAUAUUCUCUUUCCCUGAUGUAUAGUUUUCUAUGAUAAAGACGAUUGGAUUUUGGCUUGAAAAUAGUUAGUUAUUUUUGUUUGUAUUUUACAUUUGUACAGCUUUUGAUAGUGAAAAAAUACCAACCUAUUAACGUACACUUAACAAAAAGUCUCUGAGUCAAUAUCACUGAUAUAGCAUCCUGUGUCCUUUAGAAUUUAUUUCAGUAACAUAAAGAUUUGCCUACAUUAUGAAGCCUUUUCUUUUGUAUUUGAAAUUUUAGUUUACCUUGAAUAAAAUACCUGUUGUCGACUCUGAUGCAUUAAAUCACAUAAAAAACAUUAAAAAAAAACAUUACAUUAAAUAGUUCUUGAAGUGAAAAGCAAAAUAUAUAAUAGUUGACAUCUUGACAGGUGAGACUGUGGAAAAUAAUUAAAUCCAAUAACCAAUGAUCUAAGUUCUUCUCUGUCCUAUUGUGGAAUGGAGACAUGGAGGUGACGGACAAAGAGAAGAGGAUGUGUGUAUUAGUUGGUUUAAGAGCUGUGAAUUAAACUAAUCUCCCAGAACAACAUAUUCAGUUCUCAUUUGAUACAGUUUUUUAAGUGGUAAUAAAACAAAGCCACUCUCUGUGUUUUUACAUAUCACAUGCCAGAUCAAAAUAUAGCUAAUGGUAAAUCUAAAGCCAUUAAAGUAAGGUUGAACCAAACCAAGGCGUUAUAAGACAGAAAUAGAGAUAAACUUUUUUUUGUAUAAUAUAUCUUCAGGGGCAAACAAGAAGGCCAAGCCUAUUUCAACACGCAUCCGCAUACAGUACAUCAUAUAGACUGUUCGGGUCCAAAUGUUGGCCGCUCUGUCCUGAAUGGCGAGUGAGCGAAAUCCAUGCGCUCACCCAGAGGA
This is a messenger RNA of Gadus chalcogrammus (walleye pollock), 2243 nucleotides long. RefSeq names its product C1q and TNF related 13 (gene c1qtnf13). Gene Ontology annotation, molecular function: protein binding. The record is from RefSeq and is a predicted model, not a curated record. The transcript is spliced from 2 exons. NCBI's taxonomy places the organism in Eukaryota, Metazoa, Chordata, Actinopteri, Gadiformes, Gadidae. The coding region runs from base 57 to 1211 and encodes 384 amino acids.